CCUCCCAAGAACACAUGAAAUAAGCCAAGGAAGAGUGGAAGAGAAAGAAAAGUAUAUCGAAAGAGUACAAUUUUCCAAUCUUUAUAUACAUAUCAAAUUCCAUACAUAAAACCCAGUACUUAAUUCUCUGUUGAACAGCAAAAGAGACGAUGAAUUGCUCGCUAAAUUGGCCGGAGCCAGUUGUCCGAGUGCAGUCCUUAUCGGAGAGUGGGAUAUGCUCAAUCCCAGAGUGCUUCAUUAAACCUCUCUCUGAUAGGCCUUCAAGGAACACCGUCACCACCACCACCACCAAUAUUUCAGAGACUCAUGUCAAUAUCCCAGUAAUUGACCUCCAGAACCUGUUCAGCAACGAUCAGAGACUCUGCGACGAGACUCUGAGACUGGUAUCGGAUGCCUGCCGGGAGUGGGGCUUCUUUCAGAUUGAGAACCAUGGGGUGAGCCAUGAGUUGAUGAAGAGUGCCAGAGAAACCUGGCGUCAGUUCUUUGGCCUCCCGCUUGAUUUGAAGCAAGAGUAUUCCAACUCCCCGAGUACGUACGAAGGGUAUGGCAGUCGUUUGGGAGUGGAGAAGGGGGCAAUUCUAGAUUGGAGCGACUACUUCUUCCUCCAUUACAUGCCUCUAUCUCUCAGGAACGAGGUUAAAUGGCCAGCAGUCCCGCCAUCAUGCAGGAAAGUGAUUGCAGAAUAUGGUGAUGAAACGGUAAAGCUAUGUGGAAGAUUGAUGAAAAUAUUGUCCAUAAAUCUGGGACUAGGGGAGGAGUAUCUUCAAAAUGCUUUUGGAGGCAGUGAGAGCAUAGGUGCAUGCUUAAGGGUGAAUUUUUACCCGAAAUGUCCACAACCUGAUCUCACUCUUGGUCUGUCUCCACACUCCGAUCCCGGCGGCUUCACCCUUCUCCUUCCUGAUGAGGACGUGUCCGGACUUCAAGUCCUCAAAUGUAAUGAGUGGGUUACUGUUAAACCUGUUCCAAAUGCUUUCAUUGUCAACAUAGGGGAUCAAAUUCAGGUGCUGAGUAAUGCAAUUUACAAGAGUGUGGAGCACAGGGUGAUCGUGAAUGCUGUGAAAGACCGAGUUUCGCUGGCCUUAUUUUACAACCCAAAGAGCGAUUUACUCAUCCAACCUGCCGAGCAGCUUGUGACCGAGGAUCGGCCUGCACUUUAUUCACCAAUGACAUUUGACGAAUAUAGACUUUAUAUCAGGACAAAGGGUCCUCGUGGCAAGGCUCAAGUCGAAUCCUUAAAAUGUCCCAGAUAAGUUCAAGAUAUAUAUAUAUAUAUAUAUAUAAAAUAAAUUAAUAGUGUUAUUUUUCCAAAACGCCUCGAUCGGUACUACCAUGCAUGCAGUACCUUCUGAGUAAUCCCUCCUUUUCAAUCUGUAAUGUUCGUUAAUAAAAACUUGAAUUGCAUGACCAGAAAAGUUAUGACAGACAACUUAAGUUAAUUUCA
Molecule: messenger RNA, 1441 nt
Organism: Carya illinoinensis
Lineage: Eukaryota; Viridiplantae; Streptophyta; Magnoliopsida; Fagales; Juglandaceae
Product: jasmonate-induced oxygenase 2-like
Exons: 3
Coding region: 150-1250 (366 amino acids)
Source: RefSeq, a predicted model, not a curated record